UAACAUUACAGCUCCAUGCUUUAAACGUUAUGUUAAUUUUGAUCAUUCAGCAUAUUUAAAUUCUGCUAUUGAAUUUUUAAAAUUGUAAUCAUUUAUUGGUUUAUUUGAUGUUGACGUCUUUGAUUAGUAAGUUAGCUUGUCCAAGCUAACUGGCCCCAUAAGUAAUUUGAACUGUCUUUAUGUUUUAGAAGUACGUUACAAGGUCUUAUUCCCUGUCUUAGCGGUGUGGGUUUUGCUGAUAGAUCUGAAACAGUCCAUGUGCAGUUAUAAUGAAGUGAAAGUAAACGCUCCUGUCAGCUUAGUUUCGGACUGUCACCUGACUGCUACAGACCAUUUCAGCAGCACCAGCUCCAUGAUUAGUCAUCCUAAAUUGGGAGUAACUCUUCAAAAUUCCAGAAUGACAGCAUCCCUCCUGUGUUUCCUCCUGGUGGCUCCGGUGCUGCUCGUUGCCGGAAUCCCAGUUUAUAAAUCGGACAAUGGAACCGUACCACUGGUGAUUUGGCAUGGAAUGGGUGACAGCUGUUGUAACCCGCUCAGCAUGGGUUCCAUAAAGAAGAUGAUCGAGGAGGAAAUCUCUGGCAUCUACGUGCUCUCACUGAUGAUUGGGAAGAAUGUCGUUGAGGACACAGAAAAUGGAUUUUUCCUGAAUGUGAAUGAGCAGGUGUCCAUGGCGUGCAGUCAGCUGGCCCAGGACCCUCAGCUGAAGGGAGGAUACAACGCCAUGGGCUUCUCCCAGGGGGCGCAGUUUCUGAGAGCCGUGGCUCAGCGCUGUCCCUCUCCACCAAUGAAAACCCUGAUCUCUGUCGGUGGCCAGCACCAAGGAGUGUACGGGCUGCCUAGGUGUCCCGGAGAGAGCUCCUAUAUCUGUGACAUGAUACGCAAAGCUCUGAACAGCGGAGCUUACACUGACUUGGUUCAGAAACACCUGGUGCAGGCCCAGUACUGGCAUGACCCGCUGAAUGACGACCUGUACAAGAAGCACAGCCUCUUCCUGGCCGACAUCAAUCAGGAGAGGGCUGUCAAUGAGACGUAUAAGAAGAAUCUCCAGCUGCUGGAGAAGUUCGUCAUGGUCAAGUUCCUGCAAGACACCAUGGUGGACCCCGUCGAUUCAGAGUGGUUCGGCUUCCUGAAAACUGGACAGAGCAAAGAGACUGAAACUCUUCAGGAGAGCCUUCUCUACACGGAGGAUCGUCUGGGCCUGGCCGCCAUGGACAAAGCUGGAAAGCUGGAUUUUCUUGCGACCAAGGGAGACCACCUGCAGUUCUCCAGAGAGUGGUUCAAUGCAAACCUGCUGCCUUAUUUACAGUAAAAACACUUCCAGUCAGUUAUCUGAGUUAAUACAUUAUCAGACUUCAACAACUAUUCUGUUAUAAGAGCAAUAUAAUGCAAGCUAAGAGUAACAGCUUACUGACUCUGACGGAUUCAGAACUCCCAUAAUCCAUUCCUUUUGCACUGAUUAUUUGUCGCAUUUGUUAUGUUAACUUCAGGAAAUGUUUUGUGAUUGCAUUAUUUCCACUGUGAGCUUUUAUGAUGAUCAUGUUUUGAUUCCUAGAUGUUGUGUUUUUUAUGAGUUGUAGGAGCCUAAUGUACAUCAUCUAACAGCCUCUGUACAGACGAUGUGUUUAAUCCAAUAAAAACAAAAGCACAUUA
Molecule: messenger RNA, 1650 nt
Organism: Eleginops maclovinus (Patagonian blennie)
Lineage: Eukaryota; Metazoa; Chordata; Actinopteri; Perciformes; Eleginopidae
Gene: ppt1
Product: palmitoyl-protein thioesterase 1 (ceroid-lipofuscinosis, neuronal 1, infantile)
Exons: 10
Coding region: 257-1309 (350 amino acids)
Biological process (GO): receptor-mediated endocytosis; protein depalmitoylation
Cellular component (GO): lysosome
Molecular function (GO): palmitoyl-(protein) hydrolase activity
Source: RefSeq, a predicted model, not a curated record